GUUUACGCAGAGCCGAUCGCGCGUUCCUCCCCAGGGUCGCCUGGAGCCCCCUGCAGCGGGGCUGCAGCUGCCAGCGCAGCGGAGCCAGGCGGCGGCCGCGCCCGCACCAUGGAGCGCAGCCCAAUCCCAGCCCGGGUGGCCGCCCACCUCUGCCAUCGCUCGUGCCCCGUCUACCAGCUCUCCGUGCAACUGUCUCCGUGCCUUGCCCUCCUCGCCUCGAAGCCAACAUGAAGGCGCCCCGGGGCGACGGCGGAAGCGCCCCUUUCUGCACCCGCUUCAACCAUUCCUACCCGGGCAUGUGGACUCCCGAGCGCUCCACCGAGGCGCGGGGUAACCUCACCCGCUCCCCGGGGCCCGGCGAGGACUGUGGAUCGGUGUCCGUGGCCUUUCCGAUCACCAUGAUGAUCACGGGCUUCGUGGGCAACGCGCUGGCCAUGCUGCUGGUGUCUCGGAGCUACCGGCGGCGGGAGAGCAAGCGCAAGAAGUCUUUCCUGCUGUGCAUCGGUUGGUUGGCGCUCACGGAUCUAGUCGGGCAGCUGCUCACCAGCCCCGUGGUCAUCGUCGUGUACCUUUCCAAACAACGUUGGGAACAGCUCGACCCGUCGGGGCGGCUGUGCACCUUCUUCGGCUUGACCAUGACUGUGUUUGGGCUCUCUUCGCUCUUCAUCGCCAGCGCCAUGGCCGUCGAGCGGGCUCUGGCCAUUCGGGCGCCGCACUGGUAUGCGAGCCACAUGAAGACGCGCGCCACCCGCGCCGUCCUGCUGGGCGUGUGGCUGGCCGUGCUCGCCUUCGCCCUGCUGCCGGUGCUGGGCGUGGGUCAGUACACCGUCCAGUGGCCCGGGACUUGGUGUUUCAUCAGCACCGGGCAAGGGAGCAAUGAAACUAACUCUUCUCAGGACUGGGGCAACCUUGUCUUCGCCUCCACCUUCGCCUUCCUGGGGCUCUUGGCUCUGGCAGUCACAUUUGCCUGCAACCUGGCCACCAUUAAGGCGCUGGUGUCCCGCUGCCGGGCCAAAGCUGCAGUCUCGCAGUCCAGUUCCCAGUGGGGCCGGAUCACAACCGAGACGGCCAUUCAGCUCAUGGGGAUCAUGUGCGUGCUGUCCGUCUGCUGGUCUCCGCUUUUGAUAAUGAUGUUGAAAAUGAUCUUCAAUCAGACAUCAGUUGAACACUGCAAGACACAGGCAGGAAAGCCAAAAGAAUGCAACUUCUUCUUAAUAGCUGUUCGUCUGGCUUCCUUGAACCAGAUCUUGGAUCCCUGGGUUUAUCUGCUGCUAAGAAAGAUCCUUCUACGAAAGUUCUGCCAGAUCAGGUACCCCACAAACCACUAUGCUUCCAGUUCAACUUCCUUACCCCACCAAUGCUCUUCAACCUUGAUGUGGAGUGACCAUUUGGAAAGAUAAUGAAAGAACAGAGGUGGACUUUUUAAUUGAAAUUCCUGCUUCCUGAGUUUGUAUGUGGCUUCCCAUCUGAGGAGAAUUUUGUGCUUCGAUUUGGAUUGCAUCUUUAUUUUUGUCUCAUAUUUUAUUUUAACAUGUUUCUUGUCAGUAAUGCAUUCAGAAGCUAGUUUUAUUAUUAUAAUCCAUAUUCACUUGGUUCCUUUGAAGAAUUUUGCAUACUCAUUUAAGAAGUUGGAAAGGGUUACACAAAAUUAUUGCUAGAAAGGUGAGCAAAAGAAAGAGUGGCAUGCAUGUUCUCCAAUCGCACACCUUUAUCUGGGUUUAUCUUCUCCCGUGUGGCUAUCUUUACAUUUGCUACAGUUUCUGAUUUCCCAACCUGAAUUUCAUGAAUUGAUAUAAAUUUUUGACAGUGAAAAGCAAACACAUCAGGAAGAAUCAUUCAUUAGACUUAAUGAGAUAGAAAAGUAUGCCUCAUGAAGGUAGGAACCAUCAUGAUCCUUACACAGAUUGUAUAAUUAACAUUAUACAGAGGCUAUGUCCUCCCGGAUUAGGCUUACAAAUAAAAAUUCCUAACUUUCAGUUCUGGUUACAGCUCAUUUAGUAAUCGGUUUAGUUAUUAUAUGUUUCUUCCCUUAAAGACAAAGGAACGAUAAGGCUAAGAGCACUUUUGAAGUGUCAUUAACAGUAAUAAGCUUAGUGAUUAUUAAAUAUUCAAGUAGAACAAUGGAAAACAUCAAGACAAAGACCCUAGUUAUUACUUCAUUUGUGUUUUAUUUUUGAAUCACCAUGAAACAUCACCUAUAAUUUCUUCCCAGGCUCUCAGGUAGCAUCUAAAAAGGCAAAAUUAAUAAAUGACAGCUACUGUACACCAAAUGCUGUGACUUCUUUGAAAUAAAAGUCUA
Dipodomys ordii (Ord's kangaroo rat) is the source of this 2299-nucleotide messenger RNA. RefSeq names its product prostaglandin E receptor 3 (subtype EP3) (gene Ptger3). Gene Ontology annotation, molecular function: prostaglandin E receptor activity. Gene Ontology annotation, cellular component: plasma membrane. The record is from RefSeq and is a predicted model, not a curated record. Bases 228 to 1400 code for a protein of 390 amino acids. Gene Ontology annotation, biological process: inflammatory response; adenylate cyclase-activating G protein-coupled receptor signaling pathway; phospholipase C-activating G protein-coupled receptor signaling pathway. The transcript is spliced from 4 exons. NCBI's taxonomy places the organism in Eukaryota, Metazoa, Chordata, Mammalia, Rodentia, Heteromyidae.